Molecule: messenger RNA, 2563 nt
Organism: Cryptomeria japonica (Japanese cedar)
Lineage: Eukaryota; Viridiplantae; Streptophyta; Pinopsida; Cupressales; Cupressaceae
Product: wall-associated receptor kinase 4-like
Exons: 3
Coding region: 158-2398 (746 amino acids)
Biological process (GO): protein phosphorylation; cell surface receptor signaling pathway
Cellular component (GO): plasma membrane
Molecular function (GO): ATP binding; polysaccharide binding; protein serine/threonine kinase activity
Source: RefSeq, a predicted model, not a curated record
UUUAUAGUUAGUAAUUUUUGGUGGAACGUAAAAAAUUAAGUGCUCUUGUGGCUCCCGAGUCAAGCAUACAGUCUGCUAUUUACUUCCACGCAGCUUUUCAUUCGUUAAUACCUGCUAUUGUUAUUUGCUGAAAGAGAAAAUUUUGUUGCAAACGCAAAUGCAUUGCGGAGUUUUGGUUCGCUUUGUAAUUUGUGUCUGUUUGGUGGGCUUUACUGCUGCCAAAUGUGUACCUGAAAAGUGUGGUGAUUUAGAAGUGAGUUACCCUUUCUAUAUUAAGAAUCCAAAAUGCGGAGCAAGUGCCGAAGCAAGUCACUGGGAUUAUUCUAUAGCAUGCAGGAAGGACAGAGAUACUGGUAUGUUCGCUCCGUUCUUGGAAGGUUUUGGAGAUUACGGUCGCUCCUUCAGGAUUGUUGACAUCGAUUAUAAGGGUCACCUCAUCAUUGAUUCUUCUUUCAUCAAUGUCUCUUCGUGUAAUUCAAGCAGCCCUGCGAGAAAAUACUUUGCACUAUCUGAAGAUUCGCCUUUUUUUAUUUCCAAUGCCAAUCGAAUGGUGGUUCUCGGCUGCAAUACAUUUGGUACCUACAGUUAUUGGAAUGUGGUUUGGAAUUCGAGUCGGGCUGCGAAAUUGGGAGAGGCGAGGUGUGUAUCAUUAUGUGACCAAAGUAAUAAACCAUCUCAAAACCAUCCACCUUACUGCCCCGAUGGCUGUUGUGAACUUAACCUUCCAGAUAAUUGGUAUAAGAUUAAUUUCACAGCUGGUCUUUUGUCCGAUAAUGAUAACACCUGUGCCUCUUCUAUCUUAAUGGACCCGUCCACCAUUCGAGGAAAAGGCAAAUAUGGUCUCAGCAUUAAUUGGGGUGUAGGGAUACAAAAUUGUUCAGAGGCUAAUGGAACGAGCGAUUAUUCUUGUUCCAUCCAUGCAGAAUGCAACGAGUCGCCUUCGGGAGUUGGGCACGUAUGCAAAUGUCACCCUGGAUAUGAAGGAAAUGGUUACCUCAAGGGCACGGGCUGUAUAGAUAAAAACGAAUGUGGUCAUACAAACCUGAAUAAGUGCGUUGGAGCAAAGCAAGGGGGAAUAUGCCUUAAUUUGGCAGGUUCCUACAACUGUUCAUGUGCAAAAAGAUAUAUAGGAGAUGGUUUUAGAAAUGGGACAGGAUGCAUGUCCACAACUUCAAAUGGCGUUGUCUUUCCUGCAAUUAUCGGGUCAGUCUCUUCAAUUGUGGUUUUUUGUUUAGCAGCGACACUUUUAGUUUGGUGGAUAAAGAAACGCCACUUGAAACUUGUGGAGGCCAAGUAUUAUCACCUGUUGCAGCAACACAUAGCUUCUGCAGUGGGGAGAGAAAGCCUGAGAAUUUUUUCUGCCAAAGAAAUGGCAAGAGCUUCUAAUAAUUAUUCAAGUGCAAUGGUGCUGGGAACUGGUGGCUUUGGAACUGUGUUCAAAGGCAUUUUAUUAGAUGGUACUCUUGUGGCUAUUAAAAAGUCCAACCAAGUUUUGAAUCUAGAGAAUGACCAUGAGUUUCUUAAUGAAGUUACAAUUCUCUCCCAAAUCAAUCAUAGAAAUAUAGUGAAAUUGUUAGGCUGCUGCAUCCAAAGUAAAUUCCCAUUAUUAGUAUCCGAAUUUGUUCCGAAUGGAACAAUGUUUGAACAUUUACACUUCAAAGAGGGCUCUUUGACUUGGGCUUCACGUCUGCAGAUUGCAAUCGAGACUGGGGAGGCUUUUGCAUAUCUACAUUCUGGAGCAUCUCAGCCCAUUUUCCACCGAGAUGUAAAAUCAUCAAAUAUUCUAUUGGAUGAGAGACUCUCUCCCAAAGUUGCAGACUUUGGAAUUUCUCGUCUCAUUUCCGCUUCCAAUGACACACAUGUCACCACUAAUAUAAUGGGUACAACGGGUUACUUAGAUCCUGAGUACUUCCAAACUUAUCAACUCACCGAAAAAAGUGAUGUAUAUAGUUUUGGUGUAGUCCUAGUCGAGCUUUUAACAUCUUUGAAACCAUUCUCUGUGGAAAGGGGUGGCGACGAGAUGAGUUUAUCUGGUCUUUUUCUAUCCAGGCUCAAGCAGAAUCGCCUUAGGGAAAUCUUAGAUAGCAAAGUAUUGGAGGAGAAAAACCUGCAACAGAUGGAAGAUAUGGCAAGAAUAGCGAGAGAAUGCCUUCAUUUUGAAAGGAGGAAGAGACCCUCAAUGAAAGAAGUUGUGGAAGAACUUAUUUGUGUAAGAGGCGGGACAAGAAAGACGAAAUUCCAUGACAGCGUAAAGCGCGACGACACAAUAUUUGAGCAAACAAGUAUUUUCAGAGAAGCAUCGCAAACAUCACAUGAAUUCAGGAGUUACACCUUUCCAUCUACAGUUGGAAGUACGUCUGAGGAACGAACCAAUUCAGUUGUCGAGCCAACUAAAUGAUUCAGGAAACGAGGUGAUAAUGCUUCAUCUUUAGAUUAGAUGUAAUGGUGAUAAGGCUAAAUGAUUCAGGAAAGGAGGUGAUAAUGCUUCAUCUUUAGAUUAGAUAUAAUGCUGAUAAGGCUUCAUCUUUAAAUUAGAAAUAAUAUUUCAUUAGUUAGUAUAAUA